AUGGCUAACAUCACUGGUGUUACUGCUGGUGACUCCACCAAUCUGUUCGACGACUGGUGGCAGUUUGUUCUAAUUGCCUUCAUCCUCUUCUCUGUGGCAGUGGGCUCGGUAUACCUUCUAUUUAUUGUGUCUUCGCACUUUUAUAGACGCUGGAGAAAACGCAGGUCAAGUGCCAGGACCAUUUCUUCCUCCGUAAAGAAAUAUAUCUCGAAUGCCGCCCAGAACCUCUCCAAUUGUCGGAUUGAGCCGGUAGAAGUCAAACCUACAAGCUAUGGGAUUUAUCUCGGUGAAUUUGACUAUCCUCCGAACGAAACCCAAAUUAAGCUACUGGCACAAUGGGAUCUGCUCAUAUUCGAUCCAUUGCAACAUGGCAUUGUCAAAGCUAUGUUGUCUGGAGAGUACCGGCUACCACCGCAAGGGCUCGCUCGGCUUGAUGUAGAGUUUGUAGCUGGCGACAUAUCGAAGAAGCCGAUCGUCUCGGUCCUAGAAUGGCUUACAAACUUGAUGGGGGCUUGCAAAGUAAUAUCAAAUCACCAAAAUGUUGUUACCGGCAUUCUCAUCAGCAACUGGGAAGGCCACUUUACGGCCCCCCUUUUAAAAGAGUUUAUAUACCUUGCUACUUCACUUGGCCUUUCGGCCUACCUUGAAGCUUCUGCUCCAAAAUUCCUCUCAGAUCCCAAGUUAGCAGAACUCAGCGAAGUUAGAGGAAUAGUGAUACGCAAUGGAACCAUUUCGGAAAAUGGCGAAGAACGGGAUGCAUUUCAGAUGGCCGAGAUGAGACCAACGAUUAAAGCCUUUGUAUCCCAAGCUUGUCUGCGUAGUUUUGUUGUUCUGCUUUGGGAAACACUUGAAAAUGAUGUGACACCCUUAAAUGCGGUUGUCAAGAGAAGCUAUCAGUGGUCGAGAUUCUACAGCGCGCUACCAUGGAUUGGUUCAAAAUCUGCUCUCAUAUCAGCCGACUUAUCUCUUGACCAGAGGGAACCCUUAGGUGCCUUUGACUGGCUAAAAGAGCUACGGGUCAUGAAGCUCCAUGAUAAAUGGCGGUCAAAUCAAACAGUCGCUCCGAAUUAUCUUCCACAGCAUGCAGAUUCUAUAAAUCAACUGCAUCAGCUCCUUUCUACUUACGCUGAUCCGUCUAGCGAGGUGGUGAGAUCUCUAAAUUUUACAGAGCGCUCUAGCAUCAGUUCAGCAAGCAUUGUGGACACACAAAGUGUAAAUUGUUGGUCUUCUAAUACCAUGAGGUCGAUUGCGCCUAGUGAAUCAUCAACUCCUGGUGGCACAUUCAAUCGAACCUCCGUCUCCCUUGGCUCCCUGAGCUGGCUCUCUCUCGUGGAUACGAAAGCUCGCCAUGCGAUAUCGGCUUCCCCGAAAGGCUCCUCGUAUGACUAUUUGGGCUGUUUCUCUCUCGGAUUUGAUGUAACGAAGAAGGCGUUUGUUGAUGUUGUCCAAUCACAACGGCGAUUCAAGGAGAUGAAGCUACUAGAUGAAAUACAGCCACCGGCGUUGCAUGAGAUAGGGAAGACUUUGCAGAGCUUUUGUAAUGCGGUGGUCGGGCAGGAUGCAGCCCAUGUGUUUGAUUGGCUUGAAGCAAUACAAGAGUUGGCCCAACAACUGUGCACCGCGGCUCCCGAGCGCCCCAAUUCAGUCCGAGCAUAUAUAGGGCUUGACCAAGGGUUCCAGAUUCAACCAGGAUUUCGCUUUUGGGGAGUUUAUUCCCUCGACGAUGACUUGACCUUGGAUAUAUUUUUAUCCAGAAACGCACAGGACAUUGCAGGGGCGAUUGUGCAUACCUUCCUUUCAAGUCGGGGCUGCCCGAGGUACGAAUGCUUUCAGGCCGAAAUGUUAUUCUCUGAAUGGUCAAAGAGUCUUGAUGUGCACUCCAGUCUACCCCCGAGGCUUCGACACGACCUUAGUCUCCUAUCCCCAACCGAGCUACUCAAGUUUCUUCAGCGUCUCAACCUAUCCCCGGCCACUGGCGACGUCUCUUUGAUUAGUUUGAUCCGUACGGCUUGCGAGGCACAACUGCUAGACUCAACAGACUUCACCCAACUCAAGGAAAUAAGCACGACUGGCUAUCUUAGCGGGCGUGCCUCCCCACAUGAGCUUAUUAACUCCCGCAUUUGGUGGUAUCGGCAAAACAGGUGUCAACAUUCCAGCGAGACAAUAGCUCUAGAUAAUUUUCGCCAGGUCCACAUCACGAUCACAAGAAUGCUCAAGGAGAGAAAUAUUGCCGACCUUCGAAGAAUUACCGAUAGUUUGGCGACUGUUUUGGAUGGGGACAAGAUUGAUUCGCGCGUUGAUCUUAUUGCGUUCUCUAUAUUCUGUGCCAUGAGAAAGCACGCUUUCGAUGAAGCAUAUAUGGAAGUGACGGACCGCAAUACUCUCUUUAACGAUCAGAGUGACCAAGCUGCGGCAUUUGCAGAGCUUUUUGCCACUGGCGCACGAUGCGAGGCAUAUUUCGACCUCACUCCAAGCGCAUUUGGCAAACUGCUUUCCGAUCGAUAUCGAGCAUAUCAUCACAAGGUUGGCCAUGAGCCCCCUAUCUGGUCAGAUCUCGAUCCUACCACUCCGUCAGCAUAUGCGGCAGCCAAAAUCGAUGUCGAUCCGGACUCUAAAAAAUCAUCGAUGGCUGCUCACCAAAGAUUCACUUUCCUAAGUGUAUUCGCCAUUCCCGCGUUGUUAGAUAUCAUCUUACUCACCACAACUGGUAGAGGGUUGUACUUGAGCGGGCGCAUGAGCUACGAUGAGCAACAUUCGGCUACUUUGGCGUUAAUGAUAUCCCUGCUCAUAUCUGGUGCAGUUGGUACUUGGAUCACAUGUGGCGGAUCUUACUACCUCAUAUCCAUGGCUUUCUCAGCUAUGAACAUGUUUGUGUUAACUAGGCUGGUUGGUGGCCUUGCUUUUACCCUCGCAGUUGCUACGAUCGGUUUUGCAAUUGUUGGGGCUACGAAUGGCAUAAUAGCGGGAAUAAUAUUCUUUCUUUAUCUCGUUGCCUUAACGUCCUACCUCUGCCUGCUUGCAACCUUAGCAAACUUUCAAUACCCUGGCUCUGCGUUCCAAUCAGGCCGGCCGGUAAUCAUUAUGGUGGUCCCGUUUUUAUUCAUUUCUCCCAUCAUUACGAUUUGGAUCGACCAUGACAUUUACGUCUACCUUUCAGUUCUCUACGUCUUCCUUCUCCUGCUCGUGAUUGGCGUCCGAUACACUGGUUCUCGCUGGACAACUUGGUACUUGAAUAUCGAAAAGCUUACUGAUCAACGCCUACGCGAGUGGUACAUUGAAACCCAGGAGGAUGGCAAUGAAAAAGCGCUAACUGGUAUGACGGAUCCUGCGGUACUCAAGUUGGCAAGAGCUGCAAUCCUACGAGAAGUGACAGAGGCCCGAAGACGAUUUAGAAGAAAACCCCACGAUCCUCUGGUGGGGUCACUAGCCAAAAGUUAUGAUGCGACUGUCUUCCUGCUGGAGUGGUAUAGUGGUUACUCUGGAACUCCACUGCCAAUGCCGUAUUCCUCGACUUGGAACAUGCAAACAAAGGUGGCCUUACAGACACUUCAACAGCUACAGACUGGCAUUCGUCUUCACAACGCAUUCAUACAUUGGCGCCAGGCCGGAGACGAGGUUGGAUGUAGUCUUCUUUAUUUCAUUGUCGCUCUCCUUGACAAAUGGUCCUCGCUCCUCGAUGGCGGUCAACUAUUAGGAUUGUCAGCUCAAAAUCUCAACUACCGCAUGCCAGUUGGAUUUGCACUUGCGUACUAUUUGAUUGGAGCGGUUCUGUUAGACUUCAACGCGAAUAAACUUCAUAAAAUGACUGCCAAAGGGCAGAAUAUGCUUAUCGGAAAUUUAUCAUCCAUUCCAGAAGCCGUAAGAAGAGAAGUUCGCGCCAGACGCAAUCUCUACUGGACUAUGCUUGGCCGCUACCUUCUUUUCCAUGUGUGGAGUUUGGCGGUGGCUUCCACUUUACUUUGGGUAUUUGAUGGCUCAAGAGACUCAACAACAUUAUUCAUCGGUUAUGUUGUGGCUUAUACAGGUUUGCUUUGGUAUCAGUAUACGAAGAUCUUCACUGGCCCACGAAGUCUCAAACCCCUGCUUGUUGCUGUUGCUAUUGGUCUACCAUUAGGACAGAUUCUGAGGAAAAAGUUCCCAGGUUUCAUGUAUUGCGACACAGUUACGCUUGGUACCGCUACCUGGACUGCGGCAUUUUUGUCACUUUACUACGCUCGGAUAAAGAUGAAAUCUAUCCACAAGGAAGGCCACUCCGCCGCUUCGGAUCACGGUUAUAGCAAGCUGGCGCCUGGCGGUGUAUAUAACAGCUUUACUAACCCAGGGAAGGACCCAUUAUUGUCACAGGACGAGUUACGGAUCAUCUUCCACAAUCUUCGCGCCAUGCGCGAUGAAGAGCGUUAUCAGAUCGAUCCACAAACUCAUCCUGGCUUGGAGAUCAAGUCCGUCCUAUUGCAUGCCCUUGGUAGCUUGCGGGACCCUCGUACAGCAUUAUUAAAGUUUGCCCUUGAGGCUUUCCCCGAGGCAGAGGAGCUUUUGGAACUUACCACAUUUGCUUUUGAGCGUGGCACUGUUAUUGUCGACUGCGUUUCUAUGGCUGCCAUGACGGACGCUUUUCCGGAUGUGAAAGCCGUCAGUCAUUUUGCUGAAGGCCAUCUUCGUAUUGUAGUGGGCUGCGAGAUGAUGCAACAGGAGCAGGAACAAUCCAAACCAUUUCGAGGACACUGUACUAACAGUACCUUUAGUACGGCGGAAAUUCUUGUUCAUGCUGUUGCGGAAACGUUCAUGGAGAUGAACAACGAGGAUGCCUGCCUUGCAGAGUCUUUGUUGGUUUCAGCACCUACUACUGGACAGGCCCAGCCUUCACCGGUGCCAAGCCGGGUAAAAGACUACUUAGCCCUUUCGAAGUCAUCAUCAACUCGGGCAAGGGAUUUGGCACGAUUUCUCGACGGCCAGACUCUCAAAUACUUGGCACUACAACUAGAUCCGGAAACUCAGUGGGAUCGCCUCCCUCGUGAAAUUCGAGAAUUGGCGAUUAGAAGAUGCGUUGGCCAGGAGGAAGCCUUAACCCAAAUACAAAACGAAUGGCUUAUCUUCAAUCAAGCGCACGGAAUCCAAGUCAAGACUUUCCUUACGCGGUGCAAUUAUGGAGCUUAUAUCGCCAUGUCAAGCCGAAAAUACGCCCUUGGGGCAAGAAACGAAGUUUCCGAUGAGAAAUUAUACCACGAAGAUUCUUUAGAGUCUCUCAACUUCCUCCGCGUCAAGCCACCAUCUUCAAAUUCCACGACACGAGAGUUUAUUAGACGAUCAAAAGUGCCAUUCAGUUUUAUUUAUCAUAAUUUAGGGGUUUGCCUUAAGCUCUUGGCUAUUGCUUUCGUCGCCGAACCUGAGUUUCAGCGCGAGCUGAGUUAUGCUUUACAUUCAAGCAACAAGGUAGUCCGCUCUGUAGUCAUGUUCAUUGCGACAGGUAUUUGGAAGUACACCAAGUUUAUCCAAGAUCUGGUAAUGCCAAUAUUCUUGUUCCACGGCCGAAAGGAUAUUAGCACACUUUGGAGCCUCAUUGGGGGGUCUACCAUAUCGCUUAAGCGCCAAAGGAUUGCUAUUGAUAACACCGAAGGAUCAUCGACUGCAUUCAUUCGAGCGCCGUAUGGCAGAGCAGGAACCUUCAAGGUCCAUCAAUAUGCUGGGAAACUCGACAAGGAACCCGAGAGCACCGGGAAGCUUCAGCGAAUCAGCACCUACAACAAAGCUAUGCUGCUACUGCGAAGAGAAGAAUAUUGGAAUGGUGUCAGGGGUAACGUGUAUACAUAUGAGUACCCCACCGAACGUCCGAUAACAGGCCGGAAACGACUUUCAAAGGUCCGCAACCCACGAUAUCCGAUUUCACGACGAUGCAUUGAAGGGAAGGACCAAAGCGAAGAGGUUAACUUUAAUUUCCGAGGCCUUAUCCAAAGUGGUUCAUAUAUCCUCCAUGGGAGUUUAAUCCGCUUUAGCUCCCAUUAUCGGCAAGGGAGUGACUUCGAGGAUGAACUUCUGAGAGCUGAGUUCGUGCUACCUCACCUAACUUGCACAGUUUCUUGGUCGGCACCGCCUGCCACUCACCCGGAAAAGCUGGACAAAUGGAUACCGCACUCCCAGGUCACAGAGGCAACCUUCGUCCUCGAAGCUGAUGUCUACGAAUCUCACUGGAGCUAUGAUCAUAAAUUCCAUCCCACGAUUCACACAACCCUCAAUGGCGAGCCCAUUGAAACCCCGUCGAUUAUUCAGUGGGAUCAUCUCGGUGUCCUAAAAAAGCCGUCUAAAUCUAGUUUUCAUCAUGAUGACCCUCUUAUAAAUUUCAAGUCCCUCAGUUCUCAUGCGCUGCCUAGAUGGCUGGGCCUCAAUACACAUCGUAACCCGGUCUCCACGUCCCGCGCUCGAUCAAGAUUAUGGAAUGCAUGGAAGAACACACCUGGCUUUGAUGGGGUCAUGGUAAGAUGGUUGGAUGAGAUAUUAUUGAGGAAGGAGCCUUUGCUGCGACCGUACUGGCGGAGACGAGACCGUGGAAAUCUUGCAUCGGCGGAAACGUUUCUCAACGAAAAUGCAGAUGGCAUUGUGGCAACCGUCGACUUGGAUAACUCCAUCUCUGGCUGGGCGCCGCUAGCAAUGAAAAUUGCGGAUCUGUAUAGUUUUGGACAGGGCGGUGAUGCGAAUAGCAGAACAAGAUCAAAAGAUCCUGACUUCGACAACGAUGGGCUACAAGUCCUUGCGGUAGAUUCUGGUACUUGGCCAAAUGAAGGUGGAGGUGUGUCGGCCUGCCGAAGAGAUAUGAUUAACAACCUUCGUUCUGUCAACUGGCAUAUGAUUGCGGAGUCCGCCAAUGACUUUGGACUUCCAAAGCACCAGACCGAAAUGAAUGUUCGUAGCCUCAAAGUUAUUCCUCUUUGGGGCCUAGACUUCCUCACACCUACCCAUGGGCUCUUCAAGGAUCGAUUAGACACAGAAGUCGAACAUGUUCCCAGGGAUGCAACGAAGAUGGAUGUCAAGCGAAAUUUCUUGCCGAUUCUCACGGCUCUAGUGAAAGGCGCAAGAUCUAGUAAUUUCACCAUGGCCGACAUCCAACAAACUACUCGAGCAUUGGUGAACCUCAAUACGUACUUUUCGGAAUCUAAGCACUGGGGAGCAAUUUGGACGAGUGAUACGGUAAAAGAUGCGUGGCGCAGUCUGUGGAUUAGCCAGGAUUUGGUCAGCCCAACCCCUUCUGAAUCAUGGUUCCGGACGGAAAUACCGACAGUAGCUCAGCUUGAUGCUGCCCUGGACUUGUGGUACCGGUAUCUGUUUAUAUUCUCGAUACCGAUACCGGACCGUGUACCGGCGAUAUUCCAGUCCUCCCACCAUAGUGUUAGUGCCUCCUACGGUAUUGUGUGCAAAAUCAAGCGCGGGUGCACACUACAAAUUUGGGAUCAUGCCAUAAGUUGGCGGGAAACCAAUCUAUAUCUUUCUUCGGAUCUCUGUGCCAUGGCGCCCUUCGUACGGAACGCUUUGUUGGGCCUUAUGCGGAUCACGAGCCAGUUGAUCCUCCACCAUGCAGAUACUAUUCUUCCUUGCGCCGACUUCUUUAACCCUGGGUGGGAAGUAGAAAUUGGCAGCAGCCAGGGUCGUCUUGAGCAUCGAAACACCUUCCGGAGAAAAAUUGACCCUGUCGUCAACGGCAUCCCAGACAUGACUAAAUUUGCCCCCAUUAAGGAGAUCAAAUCAAAAUUGCCAACUGUUACCAUGCUGUCUCAUGUUUGGUACGCAAAAGAUAUUAAAACAGCUAUUCUGGCUGCAGAUAUUAUCGUUAAUGAAUGGGGCUUUACUGACUAUCGACUUGACAUCUACGGCGCAAUUGAUAAAGCCCCUUCGUACUCAACGGAUUGUUUUGAGAUUAUAGCAUCUAAAUCUCUACCUCGAUUUGUUACGAUGUGUGGAGAAGCAAACCCUACAACCGUUCUCGAAAAGACAUGGGUAUUCCUCAAUUCAUCGAUAUCCGAAGGCCUUCCUCUGGCUCUUGGGGAAGCAGCUCUCACUGGUGCCCCAGUUGUAUGUACGGACGUGGGGGCCUCCCUACGCGUCCUUACUGAUCCAGAUACGGGGGCCUGCUACAGCGCUGUUGUAGCGCCGAACGAUGCACGUAACCUAGCGCGAGCACAAGUCAAUUUCCUAGCCUUGCUUGACGAGUGGGCACCGUACGCAGAAGACCCUGAGGGGUUUGUCGCUCCGACCAUUCCCGACCAGCCUACCGCAGAUGACGUUGCCAAAAUUACUCAACGGAUGUACGAGAAGACCGAACAAAGAAGAGCUCUUGGAAUGAGAAGCAGGGAGAUCGUCCAGAAGUCAUUUGGGGGGGAAAGGUAUCUUCGCGAGCACGAGCAAAUGCUUUGGAUUGGAAAGGCACGAUAUGAUCUGCUCAGAGCGCCAAAACAGAAAAAGCCAGAGCGUCGGCCAGCAAACCCUGAAUUGCAAAUACCCAGCAACGUCUGGGGAACUGCGUCUCUCGGGCCUAAUUCCGCGAUUGAACGCCGAGCUCCUGCAAGCUCAGUACAAACAUCGAGCAUGAUGGUGAGCUCAUUGGGAGCAACGACCCUAAUGUCACCUGGUAUUAGGAGUCUGUUUGAUGGCGCGGGAAGCGGAGCGUAUCGUACGAGUGGGAGUAGAGCCUCGACUUUGUUCGCCCCAUCUGCUGUACAGCAAACCCCGAUCAAGAAGGUCAUGCCGGCUCGAGUCACGGUAUUGGCGAGAAGUGGAGGUUAUGAUUCCUCGGAAGGAUCCUCUCAGGCAUCUCUGAAGAUGAAGCCAUUUGUGCAAGAUACUUUUAUUCGCGACAUCACUGUAGCUCUUGAGCGAGUGUGA
Venustampulla echinocandica is the source of this 8868-nucleotide messenger RNA. Its product is annotated as UDP-Glycosyltransferase phosphorylase. NCBI's taxonomy places the organism in Eukaryota, Fungi, Ascomycota, Leotiomycetes, Helotiales, Pleuroascaceae. The transcript has 10 exons. Gene Ontology annotation, molecular function: glycosyltransferase activity. The coding region runs from base 1 to 8868 and encodes 2955 amino acids. The record is from RefSeq and is a predicted model, not a curated record.